GGGUUGCAUCAAAAGCAGCAUGGCCAGCAAGUCAAGGGGGAUAAUUCUACCCAUAAAAUCCCUUCUCCUGAGACCCCACCUGCAAAAUGGUGUUCAGCUCUGGGGCCCCAAGCAAAAGGAGCACAGGGACCUGUAGAGAUGGACCAUGGACCUCCUGAUCCAAGGAGGGCCACAGAUAUGCUCAGGAGGCUGGAGUACCUCCCCUGUGUAAGAGACCUGGGGUUAUUUAAUGUAUGGAGAGAAGAAAAAGCUCUGGGGAAACCUUCCAGCAGCCUUCCAGUGAAAGUGGCCUACAAGAGAAAUAGAGGGGCUUUAUACAAAGGCAUGUGGUGAUGGGAGUUGUUGAGGACAGCAAAAUGGGGAAAGUAGUCAGUGCACUGGAUGGCAGGGCUGAUAUUUGUAGGGAGAGUUUGGAGAAAUAGGUUGGCACAAAUGUUAUAAAGUCUGACACAAGUAAAUAUGUCAUCUUGCAUCUGGGAAAGGACAAGCCUGUGCAAUCAGCCUGGGUUAGAGGCCUGCCCAGGAAGCAGCUUUGUAGAUAAUGACCCUGGUAGACAAAGAGCUGAACAGGAGAUGGGAAUGUGUUCCCCUGACAAAAAAGGUGACAGACAGCUUCAGCUCUGCAAAGGUCUGUCCAGCUAGUGCAGGGAAAUGAUCCCAGCCCUCCAUCAGUGCAGGACUGUGUCAAGACCACAGCACUCCAGGAAACCUCAUUUUAGUAUAUGACUACCUGGUGAGAUGAGGAGAUAGAGCCUUCUGGAGGUGGAGACAAACAGCAACAGACACUAAUUGAAACAUCCUAAGUUCUCACUAAAUGUAAAGGAAUUUGUCUGUUUUGUGUUGGUGUUUUUUUUCCCUAUAAGACUGGCCAAAUACUAGAAAUCCCUCCAAACAUAAAUUAUUAUAUGAUUCUAUAUUUUAAUAAUUCUAUUGUCCAACACACAUUUAUAGUCAUCUUUAUUGCUCUUGUUUGUGCAGGAGUAAAGAAUGGAAUCAAAGAACAUCACCACUGUGACAGAAUUUGUCCUGUUGGGCCUGACACAGAGUCACAAGCUGCAGUAUUGUCUCUAUGUGAUCUUCUUCCUCAUCUAUGUAAUAACCUGUCUACUGAACUUCACCAUCAUUGCCACUGUGACUGUGGACCAACAGCUCCACACCCCCAUGUACAUUCUCCUGGCCAACCUCGCUUUCCUCGACAUCAGUGAUUCCUCGGUCAAUACUCCCAAACUGCUGGCAGGCCUCCUCACCCAGCACAAAAUUAUCUCAUUCAAUGAGUGUUUCCUCCAGAUAUUCUUCUUCCAUUUCAUUGCAGGUGCAAUGUCUUUUUUGCUCGUAGGGAUGACAGUCGAUCGGUUUGUGGCCAUCUGUGAGCCACUGCGCUACUUGUCCAUCAUGAGCUGGAAUGUGUGCACAGGAUUGGUGGCAGCUGCAUGGUUUGGUGGAUUUCUUCAUUCAGUUAUACAAACUGGUCUUCUUCUCCAGCUGCCAUUCUGUGGCCCAAAUGUUCUGGACAAUUUCUACUGUGAUGUCCCUCAAGUCAUCCAAGUGGCCUGCACUGACACUCACGUGGCUGAACUCCAGAUGGUGUUUAAUAGUGGAGUGAUCCUCAUCACCCUUUUUGUAAUCUUGAUUACUUCUUACAUUGUCAUCCUGUUUAAGAUAAGGACGUGCCUCACAGAAGGGAAGCGAAAAGCUCUGUCUACCUGUGGAACACAGAUAACUGUUGUGAGCUUAAUAUUCAUCCCCUGCAUCUUCACCUAUGCCCAGCCUUAUAAGAAAUACCCCAGGGACAAGGUGGCCUCCAUUGUUUACACUGUGUUUGCUCCAAUGUUAAACCCCAUCAUCUACACACUGAGAAACACUGAGAUGAAAAAGGCCAUCAGGAGAACACUGGGAAAAAUAUUUCUGUCAGCAGGAAUACAGAAACCAGACCGACAGUAGAUCCAAAGACAUCAAAUCUGGUGUUUCCAUGAGAAAACUGUGUUCAUCACCGAUAUUCCUGCUCCUUCAGUAAGCUUUCUUGAUGUGAGAUGGGGACAACAUUCACCUCCCAUCAGUUUAGGAAGGUCAGGCACAUGGAGUGUGCAGUAUGGUGGAAUGUCUAGGGCCUAAUAAAAGUUGUCUGGAAUAAAUCACCUGCAGAAACAUCACCAUGACACACCCUGGGUGCUGACCAUGCAAGGGGCCCUACCCACACCUUCCUCCUCUCCUGUGGAAAUCACAGCUGAGCCUUCCACUCCAGCAUGUCUCACUUCUCUUUAGCACCAUGGUGUAGUUUCAUCUCUAAGUUAGCACUGAUGCCUUACUGAAACUGGAAAUAAAAUAACACACUUUGGAGAUAUUAGUUAUAGAAGGGAAUAUAAAGGCUGGUCUUUGUUGGAGGCCUCCAGAGGCAGACAUGGAAAAUAUCCACAAAAUGCCCACUCCCCAUGGGGUGAAUACAGUUUUAUAAGUUUAGUAAAUUAGCAUAUUUAACAAAAAUCACUAAUUAGGAGCACAAGAGGUGAUGCAAUUUUCCCCAGUUCAGCCUUCUCUGAAUCCUCCCUGCUCAGAUGGAAAUUAAACUUUAUUUAUAAAAAUAUAUCUUGAAGACCUGGUCUCAGCCUUGGUUCCUAGGGAGAAUCAAGGUAGGAUAGGGGUCUUGGAAUGUAUUUUAUCUUUCUGCCUAUCAGGAUAGGGAAAAGUACUGGGGAAAAUUAGCUAGAAUACAAUAAUAGGCUGCAGAGAUACAAAUGCAUGUGUAAAGAAUACGGAGAAUACAUGAAAGAAAAAAGGCAAAAAUAAAUUUGGCAUCAGCACGAUGGCAUCUGCACAUUACUGCAUUAGUAACUUCACCAGCAAUGUUGAGAGAGACAGAAAAUCAUUCUGAAAAUGCAUUAGUGGGAGAAAACUCUCAGACCUGUAAGGAUUAUUUAGGUUUAGAGCUGUUUGAGUUUUAAUUCCCUUAGAGAGACAAGUGAGAAAUGAAAUCCCUCUUGACAGUAGAAACAAAAAACUCCCACAAAACACAUAAACAACUGAUGGGAAAAGAAACUGAAGUAGAAUUCAGAAUAAUAAAAGGAAAAAAAAGAGAAAAGAAGGUAAUAAAAGCACACAAGAGGAAAAACCUCCUUAUGUCACUUUUUGAUGCUUUGUCAAAGGUCAAAAUUUCAUGUCAUGUAUUAAAAUCAAAACAUUCCUUGACAUUCUUUAUUUUCUCCAUUUUUCCUUUCUUCCUGAAGAUGAAGAGCUCAUUGUGCUGGCUGUGUGUAUAAACUGAGUGAUAUUUCCCAGCUAACUGUGAAUCCUUGCCCAUCUGCCUGCCCAAAUAUCAUCACUGGCACCAGAGGCUGUGCCCAGACUGCCUCUGCUCUCUCUCCCUGCUGAGCAAGGGUGAACAUUGUGUGCCAGACACUGCAGGAGAGUUUGUCCCUUUCCAUCCUUUAGAUAAAGUUUUCUUUGUCUCUUCA
This is a messenger RNA of Cyanistes caeruleus (blue tit), 3449 nucleotides long. Its product is annotated as olfactory receptor 4D2-like. Gene Ontology annotation, molecular function: olfactory receptor activity; G protein-coupled receptor activity. Gene Ontology annotation, biological process: G protein-coupled receptor signaling pathway. NCBI's taxonomy places the organism in Eukaryota, Metazoa, Chordata, Aves, Passeriformes, Paridae. The record is from RefSeq and is a predicted model, not a curated record. Gene Ontology annotation, cellular component: membrane.